AUCCAUCGUCGACUCGUCAGUGUCUACCAAACCUUAAAAACGGUCACGCUCAUCUCCGAUCGGCUACGUUCUGGUGAUCCUCUCAAACUAUUUUGAUUUCGAAAGCAAAAGUUAAGCUGAGGAUUAGAGGAAGAUGUCACAAGGAUGGUUUUCGAUGAGCAGCGGAGAUCAGCAGAAGGAGCAGCAGAAUCAAUCGGGAUCGUCUCUUCUCGCGGACUGGAAUUCAUACGCAGCCUCGAGAGAUGUCGAAGAAGGUGGCGGAAGCUUCGGUUUCGAUAUCGAAUCCGCCGUUAGAUCUGCCAACGACACCGUUUCCGGCACCUUCAGCGUGGUUUCAAAGGGAGUGAGAGAUAUUCCGGGGAGCCUGUCGUCAGCAACUAGCAGUAUGCCUUCAGGGAAAGCCCUCAUGUAUUUCGGUUUACUUCUCGCGAGUGGCGUAUUCUUCAUCUUCAUUGCCUUCACUAUGUUCCUUCCAGUCAUGGUGCUUAUGCCUCAGAAAUUUGCUAUUUGUUUCACCCUUGGAUGUGGAUUUAUCAUCGGAUCGUUCUUCGCACUUCGUGGCCCACAGAAUCAGCUCGCACACAUGACAUCCAUGGAGAGGCUUCCGUUAACCAUAGGUUUCAUUGCCACCAUGGUUGGUACUAUAUAUGUAUCCAUGGUUCUCCACAGCUACAUUCUCUCGGUGCUCUUCUCUGUCUUACAGGUGCUUGCGUUGAUUUACUACUGUAUAUCAUACUUCCCUGGUGGAUCAUCAGGCAUGAAGUUCCUCGGUUCUGCUCUUACCUCAUCUGUUCUAAGAGUUUUUGGGAGAUGAGCUUUUCGCUGCCAAUCUGGGAGAAAGGACAGAACUUUACUUCUCUGGUGUAUAAAGAAAAGAUGUCAGAGCUUUUUUCGUGUUCUAAUUAACAUAGAUUUGAUGAAAAAGGUUUGAAAAGACAAAAUGUAUUGGAAAAAUAUGUUGAAGGAAGAACUCAAGUAGCAAAUAUAUCAUGUUUAUUUCGUUGUUUCAAAGAAACUUAGAUAUUCAUUCCCGUUAAGAUCAAGUGAUCGCAUAUUCUUUUA
Molecule: messenger RNA, 1062 nt
Organism: Brassica napus (rape)
Lineage: Eukaryota; Viridiplantae; Streptophyta; Magnoliopsida; Brassicales; Brassicaceae
Product: protein transport protein sft2
Exons: 4
Coding region: 134-814 (226 amino acids)
Biological process (GO): vesicle-mediated transport
Cellular component (GO): membrane
Source: RefSeq, a predicted model, not a curated record